GACUGGAUGUGGUUGUAACUAUGGUCAUGUCAGGGUUGGGGGCGUGGGCCCUCUCCCCCGGUGGCCUUGUGCUGGUCAUCUGUUCGUCUGUGUGUCUGUCCCAGCAGCCUCAUAUCAAACCAGCAGACUGUAGCAGAAAGGAACAUCCUGUUGUCUCCUACCAAGCGUUGAGGCCAUGGGUGUCAGAGUUCUCCCAUCCAGGAGUGAAGGAUUUCUCCCAGCUGGCCCUGGACCUGAGCAGAAAACAGCUCGUUGUGGGGGCAAGAAACUUCCUCUUCAGACUGAGUUUGAGCAACGCCUCGCUCAUACAGGCGACAGACUGGUCCCCAGAUGAAGACACAAAGCGCUCAUGUCAAAGCAAGGGGAAGUCCGAGGAGGAGUGUCAGAACUACAUUCGGGUUUUGUUGAUAAGCGGGAGGAGGCUCUUCACAUGCGGGACCAAUGCUUUCACCCCCGUCUGCAUAACCAGGCAGGUUGAUAACAUCAGUCAGGUGUUGGACACAGUGAACGGUGUCGCCCGAUGUCCCUAUGACCCUCGGCACAACUCCACCGCCAUGGUAACGGAGAGGGGAGAGCUGUAUGCCGCCACGGUGAUCGACUUCUCCGGGCGCGACCCCGUCAUCUACAGGAGCCUGGGGAACAUGCCGCCCCUGCGCACCGCCCAGUACAACUCCAAAUGGCUCAACGAGCCUCAUUUUGUGUCUGUUUAUGAGAUCGGUCGGUUUGCCUACUUCUUCCUGAGAGAAACUGCAGUGGAAAACGACUGCGGGAAGAUGGUGUUCUCUCGUGUGGCGCGGGUCUGUAAGAACGACAUGGGCGGACGCUUCCUUUUGGAGGACACAUGGACCACCUUUAUGAAGGCCCGACUUAACUGCUCACGCUCAGGAGAAAUUCCCUUUUACUACAACGAGCUGCAGAGUACCUUUUACCUACCAGAGCAGGACCUGAUCUAUGGCAUCUUCACCACUAAUGUAAACAGUAUAUCAGCUUCUGCUGUCUGUGCCUUCAAUAUGAGCUCCAUCACCCAGGCCUUCAAUGGACCCUUUCGCUACCAGGAGAACCCCCGCACUGCCUGGCUCUCCACCCCAAACCCAAUACCCAAUUUUCAGUGUGGCACACUAGAGGAGGGAGGCCCCGGGGGGAACCUGACAGAGCGCAGCCUCCAGGACGCCCAGCGACUCUUCCUAAUGAAUGAUGUGGUCCAGCCGGUCACUGUCAACCCUCUGCUCACCCAGGACAACCUGCGCUUCUCCAAGCUGGUUGUGGACAUCGUGCAGGGCCGAGACACCCUCUACCAUGUCAUGUACAUCGGCACUGAAUACGGCACCAUCCUGAAGGCUCUCUCCACAACCAAUAAAAGCCUUCAUGGCUGCUACCUGGAGGAGCUCAGGAUCCUCCCAGAAGGGCAAAUCGGACCAAUUAAGAGCCUGCAAAUCCUCCACAGUGACAGAUCUUUGUUUGUUGGGCUUGAUGACAGACUGGUAAAGAUCCCACUAGAGCGCUGCUCCAGCUACCCAACUGAACGUCACUGCAUGGAAGCUCGGGACCCGUACUGUGGCUGGGAUCACAAACAGAAGCGCUGCACCACCAUUGAGGAGAGCUCCAACAUGAACCAGUGGACCCAAAAUGUCACUGAGUGCCCAGUGAGGAACCUGACACAGGAUGGCGGGUUUGGUCCUUGGGCGCCAUGGCAACCUUGUAACCAUGAUGACGGCGAGGGCUCUGUCAGCAGCUGUGUGUGUCGGUCCCGCUCGUGUGACGGACCUGUGGCCCGAUGUGGUGGGGUCGGAUGUAAGGGCUCAACUAUCCAGGUGGCAAACUGUUCCAGGAAUGGCGGCUGGACUCCCUGGUCUUCAUGGGGCCAGUGCAGCAGCAGCUGCGGUAUCGGAUUUGAAGUGCGGCAGCGGUCCUGCAACAACCCCUCGCCACGCCACGGUGGUCGAAUCUGUGUUGGCCAGGGUCGAGAGGAGAGGCUGUGCAAUGAGAAGAAGCCCUGUCCUCUGCCAGUGUUGUGGACGGCGUGGGGUCCCUGGGCUCACUGCAGUGCUGAAUGUGGAGGGGGCGUCCACUCCAGGACCAGAGUUUGUGAGAAUGGCAACAGCUGUCCUGGAUGUUCCAUGGAGUAUAAGGCCUGUAACCUGGAGGCCUGCCCUGAGGUUCGCCGCAACACCCCCUGGACCCCCUGGAUGCCGGUCAAUGUCAGUCAAGAUGGGUCAAGGCAAGAGCAGAGAUUCAGGUACACCUGUCGGGCGCUGCUCCCUGACCCCCAGCAGCUCCAGCUGGGCAAGAAGAAGGCGGAGACCCGGUUCUGCCCCAAUGACGGGUCUGGAGCCUGCCAGACUGACUCUCUGGUUGAAGACUUGGUAAAGACUAGUGGGCGAACUCUGUCCCAGCCCCAAGGUGUACGCUGGGGACUGUGGGAAACGUGGUCCAGCUGUUCUCAGCAGUGUUCCAGAGGCUUCCGAACCCGGAAACGUAGCUGCUCGUCAGCCGAGGGCAGGACCAACCCCAGCGCCUGCGUGGGAUCCCCAGUGGAGUAUCAGGACUGCAACAUUACACCCUGCCCAGUAAGUGGAGCCUGGUCUUGCUGGUCCUCCUGGUCCCAGUGCUCGGCCAGCUGUGGGGGCGGACACUACCAGCGGACUCGGACGUGCAGUAAUCCACCCCCUGCCAGUGGAGGAGACAUCUGUAUAGGCCUGCACACUGAAGAGGCGCUCUGUAAUACUCAUGUCUGUGAAGGUUGGGGUGAAUGGACAGAGUGGGGGGACUGUGACGAGGAGGGUCUGCAGCAUCGCACUCGUCACUGUGGCGAAGACCAAGAGGCUGAGGUCAGUCUCUGCCAGGGCAACCUCACCCAGUCUAGGCCAUGCCAGCCUCAUGAGGUGCCGGUUAUUUUGCCCGGACAGGAGGACCAAAGCUGUGGAACCUUUACUUUGUUCCAGUUGGUAGCAGUGGGCUCGGCCAGCUUCUUUGCAGCAGCGUUACUGUCGGCACUCGCCUACUCCUAUUGCCACCACCUGAACCGACCGGCGCCAGAGUCAGCAGUCAUCCACCCCAGCACGCCCAACCACCUCACCUACAACAAGCAGGGCAACGCCACGCCAAAGAAUGAGAAGUACAUCCCCAUGGAGUUUAAGACACUAAACAAGAACAAUCUCCACGUGAAUGACGAGACAUGCAACCACUUCCCCUCCCCGCUGCCCUCCAGCAACAUAUUCACCACCACCUACUACCCUACCAGCCUGAGCAAGUAUGACUUCCACCCAGACUCCCCCUGCAGGACCUACAUGCACAGCUGAGAGGCGGUCGGGCUCUGAAAACAACCCAAACACCACCCUGAAGUGUUUCCUCAUUUGAAAAGAUUUUGAUAGAUGAUCCUGUUGGUCAAGAUAGUCUUAAAGUAAACACCAAAACCAUUCUAAUGUUUCAGUCCAAUCUGUAGAUCUGUUCAUCUUAAAGGCUCUAUUCACUUAAAUUUAUCACACAGAGAGUUUUGGCUUUGUUUGCCCACGUUUUUAAGUUGCUGACAGAAACUAAAACAACAUUAAGCAAACAUUUUUUUUUUCAGAAACAGUUUUUCCUUUACUCUAGAUAACCCACGGACCUAUUUACCAGAGGAACUAUUUCUUCACUAGAACGUUGAUCGUGUAGCAACUCAGUGUAACAUUAUUGGAUUUCAAUUAUAUAAUAGGUCAACUGUUUUACAUGAUGCGAAGUUAUAGCAUCAUGUGCAGUUUUUCAUUAAUGAGUUGCUACAGCAUGCCAAGAAAUUUGCGGUGCAGAGCAUACAGCACUGGCUUGUGAAAUUUCAGUGAAGAAUUGCAGCCAUCUCCUCUGGAAGUGUAUAUGCGCCGUAUACAACCAAUUAUACAUACAUGCUAUUGUUUUCUUGUAUUUGUAGAAUUUGUUGCAUUGCACUGACCCUUUAGCUGGUGCUGUGGAGCAAAUGUUUGUUAGCCAUCACAUAGGGUUUGGUCAUAUUAGCCUUCCGUUCCCUUAUACAAUUUUUUCUCUCCCGGUACCAAUUUUGAUACCUGAACUUUGCCUAUUGGCCGAUAAGAGUACCGAUCUGAUACAUGUGCAUUAAAAAAAAUAUACAUGUGCUUUAUGUUUUUAAUGAGCAUAUACUACUAAGCCUGUAUGAUUGCUGUCAUUGUUGCAUGGCUUGGCUCAGGAUAAACCCUUUGUCAGAAUCAGAGUAGUCAUGGCUUUGCUAUACUGGGACUAUACUGUUUUGAGGCUGCGUACUCACAGAUCCCUGAUGCUGCAUUUUAGGCAGUACCGAAGGAAUUUCUGAUACUGGUAUUGGUAUCAGAACAACUCUAUAAUCCAAACAUUCAGUGAACACAGACUGUACGUAGUCAAUGAGAGCGAUGCUGCAGUUCGUAUUCUGGCAGUAUCUAAAGAAGAAGUGAUGGCCUACAAUAUAUAUUUAUCAGUUUUACGGGCUUGAAUAUUCAUAGAUAUUUGUGCACCUUGAGUACCUUGGUUUUUUUCAAAUGCCUGUAUUUUCACAACACUUGCAAAGUCUCCAGUGAAAGCUGCAGGCCUGUUGUUUUCUCCCAUUCUUCAAAAUACUGUUGCUUCUUUAGUUUGAGGCAGAAGAAGAAGCAACCAAUGCAAGAGAUAUGCAGCAGCCUUUACCCUUCUAAGAAAGAAGCAUGUUUUCACUCACUCUCUAAAUGAAACCAGUACCUACCUACAGUAUUGGUGGGGUCCCCUUCCUCUUACUUCACCCACCCUAAGGUGCUCCAUUUGUGCUCAGGGCAGUAUGGAAGCAGGGUGGGACCCAGAACUCCAGGGCUUCAACUGGACUUCAGACAUUUUAUGUACCUUUCCACUGGACUCAUCUCGUCAACUGGUUGUUGUUUUUGUCCUUUUCCUCAUUUUCGGCAGGUGGAUUCAGAGGACUCUGUAAUACUGUGAACUGUUUGGCUCAGACCCUUAAGUGUGUGUUGCCAUCAGUAAAGACUGCUGACUGUGAUGUGUCAUCCUUUACUCUGUGUGAAUGGAGUGAAGAAAUGAACAGAGAAUUGCUUUAAUUUUCAUGUUUAGCAGAGUCCACAUCAGAAAACAACACUGAAGAGGACAUUCUUGCCACACCUCGCUUUGUACUGUACAUUGUAAAAAAUGCAAGUUUGUUGACUUUUCUGUCAGCAGAUUUUAUGAAUUAUUUUAGUGGUGUUCACAGAUGUCACUGUUUGUAUCUGUAUCUGCUGAGGCAAAAUUUUGUGAUUUUGUAAUCAUAUGGGGCGUUUUUUUGGU
This is a messenger RNA of Morone saxatilis (striped sea-bass), 5265 nucleotides long. RefSeq names its product semaphorin-5B-like. Bases 21 to 3299 code for a protein of 1092 amino acids. Gene Ontology annotation, molecular function: semaphorin receptor binding; chemorepellent activity. Lineage: Eukaryota; Metazoa; Chordata; Actinopteri; Moronidae. The record is from RefSeq and is a predicted model, not a curated record. Gene Ontology annotation, biological process: negative regulation of axon extension involved in axon guidance; positive regulation of cell migration; axon extension. The transcript is spliced from 21 exons.